Messenger RNA from Spea bombifrons (plains spadefoot toad), 1901 nucleotides. Its product is annotated as amine oxidase [flavin-containing]-like. NCBI's taxonomy places the organism in Eukaryota, Metazoa, Chordata, Amphibia, Anura, Pelobatidae. Gene Ontology annotation, molecular function: oxidoreductase activity. The transcript has 15 exons. Bases 220 to 1785 code for a protein of 521 amino acids. The record is from RefSeq and is a predicted model, not a curated record.
AAUACACACUUCCCUGGUCACAGAGACAGGAGGAGGAGUCUAGAGGAGGAACUGUUCUAUUGUGUGUCCACCUCCAGCACACUGGAGCUGCUGACAGCUGAUAAGGGGAGAUUCCUUGCAGCUUCACUCAGCUUCUAUAAAGCAUCAGGUUUUGUUUUGCCAAGAACACAGAAAAAGGGUCACCGGCCAAAUAGCAACUAAAAAAAAAAGGCUGUCACAAUGAGCAACAAGAGCGAUGUGAUCGUGAUUGGAGCUGGGAUUUCAGGUCUCUCGGCUGCGAAACUUCUGGUGGAAUCAGGACUAAGUGUUGUGGUUCUAGAGGCAAGAGACAGAGUUGGAGGAAGAACGUUCACUGUUAAGAAUGACAAAGUAAAAUAUGUUGACCUUGGGGGAGCAUAUGUGGGUCCAACUCAGAACAGAAUUCUUCGAAUUGCUAAAGAAUUUGCAGUGGAAACCUACAAAGUAAAUGAAGCCCAGCGUCUCAUUCAUCAUGUUAAGGGUAAAUCAUAUGCCUUCAAAGGUCCCUUCCCUCCAAUGUGGAACCCUAUUGUCUAUUUGGAUUACAAUAACCUGUGGAGGACCAUGGAUAAAAUGGGAGAAGAGAUUCCUAAUGAGGCUCCUUGGAUGGCUCCGCAUGCAGAUGAAUGGGAUAAAAUAACAAUGAAGGAAUUAAUUGAUAAACUUUGCUGGACCAAUACAGCAAAGAAGUUUGCUACCCUUUUUGUGAAUGUAAAUGUGACCUCGGAGCCCCACGAAGUGUCAGCCCUUUGGUUCCUAUGGUAUGUAAAGCAGUGUGGAGGGACCACCAGAAUAUUUUCAACAUCUAAUGGAGGGCAGGAGAGAAAGUUUGUUGGUGGAUCUGGACAGAUUAGUGAAAAGAUGGCAGAUUUUCUACAAGGACGUGUAAAGCUACAAAGACCCGUAGUACGCAUUGAUCAGUCAGGUGAUCAAAUAACAGUGGAAACACUAAAUCACGAAAUCUACGAGGCCAAAUAUGUUAUCAGUGCCAUUCCACCCGCUCUUUGCUUGAAAAUCCAUUUUAAACCUGAAUUGCCACCACUGAGAAACCAGCUUAUCAAUCGUGUCCCCAUGGGCUCCGUAAUAAAGUGUAUGGUCUACUACAAAGAAGCCUUCUGGAGGAAAAAAGAUUAUUGUGGAAGUAUGAUUAUAGAGGAUGAAAAUGCAGCCAUUGGACUUACUCUUGAUGAUACGAAGCCAGAUGGCACAGUACCUGCUAUAAUGGGCUUCAUUCUGGCCCGUAAAUCAAGAAGGCUGGCUCAUCUCACAAAAGAGGAGCGGAAAAUUAAAAUUUGCGAGCUCUAUGCAAAGGUACUGGGUUCAGAAGAAGCUCUUCAUCCAGUACAUUAUGAAGAAAAAAACUGGUGUGAGGAACAAUAUUCCGGAGGAUGUUACACAGCGUACUUCCCGCCAGGAAUAAUGACACAGUAUGGCAGAGUUCUACGCCAGCCGUUUGGUCGGAUUUUCUUUGCUGGGACAGAAACAGCAACUGAAUGGAGUGGAUAUCUUGAAGGGGCUGUUCAGGCUGGGGAGAGAGCUGUCAGAGAGAUAUUAUUUACCAUGGGGAAAAUUCAGGAGAGUGAAAUAUGGAUGCCAGAGCCACCAUCAUUGGAUGUCCCAGCUGUGCCCAUUAGUACUACGUUUUUGGAAAGGAACUUACCAUCUGUGCAGGGUUUAUUUCGAAUCGUUGGCUUUUCAACAUUUCUUACAUCAACAGCUCUGAUAGGUCUGUUUGCUUACAAGAAGGGACUGCUCAGCCGUUCCUAAAAAAAAUGAAAAACCUACAACUUCCUGCCUCAUAUAUGGAUCCACAAACUCAGCUGUGAAAUAUCUUUUUCUGCGCAAUGUAAAGCAGUAUCUUAAUAAAAUUAUUUGAUCCUAAA